AUGCCUCCACUGGGAGCUUCCAACCUGCGCAAGAGGCAGCAGCAAGCUGAGCAUCCUUCAGAGCGUCACUCGAAGAGACAGCAGCUUGACCAUUCCACUUCAGCUUACUGGGAUAAUUUGUCGAAGAUUUAUUUAACCAAAAACGCGAUAAGAGAGCACGACCGAAGAAACAGCACUUUCAAACAACUGCAAAAGCUUCACAAACCGGUUCACCGCCGGCACUGUAGGCCCAACACCCGCCAGUUUCAGGCUGAGCAGGACGCGCGCCUGGAACUCGUUCGGCUUCCUGGGUUUCUAUGUGACUGUUCGCCUACUCAGUUAAAGGAGAUAACAAGACUCUCAAGAUUGGGUGGUCCCGAUCUAUCUGAUUUGAAGAAUGAAAGAUUGGCACAACCACGAGCCUCUCUUUCUCCCUCAAAAUUCUCUGAAAAGUGCUUUGAGGACUUUAGAGAAGCAGAUGCGCAUGCAUCUAAAGAGCCUGUUACAACCUCAGUGAAUCCAGUUCUUGAUGGUGAUAUUGGCGACCAUAAAUGUGUCGGAGGGGAGUAUUCAUUUGGAAAUCUUGCUCCCUUAACUGAUGGAACAUUGUCUUCAGCCAAACCAGAUCACUUUUUUGGUGCACGUCCUGAACAGCUGAAUCAUUCAAUCCGCGAAGCUCUUAGUGAUCAAAUUAUCCCAUCAACACAGGAUGAUCUCCCGAUGAUGCCAAACUUCUUUUUGGAGGUAAAAGGCCCUGAUGGAUCUCUUGCUGUGACCACGCGGCAAGCAUGCUACAAUGGCGCCCUGGGUGCCCGCGGAAUGCAUACUCUACAAUCCUAUCAGCAAGAACCAACCUACAAUAACAAUGGUUACACUCUUACAUCGACUUACCACGGCGGUACAUUAAAGCUGUACACCACACAUGUCAGCAAGUCAGACAAUCCAGAUAGCCGUCCUGAAUAUUUUAUGACACAGCUCCGAUCAUUUGCCCUUACUGAUACAUCUGAGGCCUUUCGACAAGGAGCUUCUGCAUACCGAAAUGAUUCAACGCCUAUCCUGGAUGAUUCUGAUGGGUCAACCAACGAAUAUCAAGAUGCCCAAUGGAGUUUUGCAGCUCCAGUUGAAGAAGUCCCUCCGGGAAAUCCGAAAACGCCGAAGAGCCGUGCCAGCGAGUCCCUUGAUACGGCCGGUGAUGAGGCCAGCCAAACAACUAGUGAUAAAGGCCCCAGGCUUCCGAGCUGAAGACAUGUACUUAAAU
This is a messenger RNA of Blastomyces dermatitidis ER-3, 1237 nucleotides long. RefSeq lists its product as uncharacterized. The record is from RefSeq and is a predicted model, not a curated record. The transcript has 3 exons. Lineage: Eukaryota; Fungi; Ascomycota; Eurotiomycetes; Onygenales; Ajellomycetaceae. The coding region runs from base 1 to 1221 and encodes 406 amino acids.